UCUCGUGUGGGUGCAAGAUAUUUGCGCCGACAAAUCAUUGCAUGCGGGCAGGCCUUAAGCCAUGUCAAAUGUUUGGUUGGCUACACUGAUUUAUCAACGUUAAAACAAAACUGCUGGGAGAUGUUUUCAAAGUUCAAAUAGCGGAUAUUGUCAAAAUCGGCAUUUUAGAGUCGUAGGCUAGCCCAUCGAAGCUUGGUUACAGUUCUUAUGCCGUUUAUUGUCUGCCGAGGAAACGCAAGCUGUUUCCUCCUGAAGUACAGUACUGACUACCGUUCUUAUCGGUAGGCGCACAUUUCUAUAGCCCAGUAUUAUGAGUAAAGUGUGAUUAGCAUUAGAAACAUCUUUUUGGCGAGCAAUACAGAAUAAAUGAGCACAUUUGGUGGCCGGAUGCAAGAAAUCCCUGAUGUAUCUGUGGAUAAUUUUGAAAACGAGAAUCUACUAUCAACAGCUUUUUUUCUUAGUCAUGCACAUACGGAUCACAUGAGAGGCUUAAAUGAUGUUGCUUUCUACGAACGGCUGCUAACUGCGGAAAAGGAAGGCUGUACUGUGUAUUUGUAUUGCUCGGAUAUUACACGUGUGUACUUAAUGGAUAUGAAAUUUAAGAAGGGUAAAAAGCACUUAACGAAUAUGGGUUUUGAGAAGAUUGAUAAGUAUAUAAAAGUGCUGCCACUGGGACCAUCACUAAUAGAUGUUCCUUCUCCAGAAAACUCUGAUAGUAGGACCCUUGCCGUCACCUGCAUACCAGCUGGACAUUGCCCAGGUUCUGUAAUGUUUUUAUUUGAAACUGACAAAUUUAAUGUUCUGUAUACUGGAGAUUUUCGAAUUUUACCUGAAGAUAUUUGCAAGUUCACAUCUUUAAGAAAUGGGCCGUCUCUAAAGAAGAUCCACACACUUUAUCUUGAUACCACUUUUUUGGAUAGAUGUUACUAUUAUUUUCCUUCCCGUGCAGAGAGUGCCUCCACAGUUUGCAACAGAAUCUGUGAAUGGCUUCAGUUGAGCCCCAGACACACAGUUGUGAUUGAUUUACCAGCUCGUUGUGGAACUGAAUUCAUCUUUGUGAAAAUUAAAGAAACUUUAGGUAUUAAAGUACAUGUGAACAAUGAAACAUAUUUACAGUACAAAGGAAUAGAAGAGAUUCAUACCUGCUUAACUGAUGACUCUCGUUACGCAAGAGUACAUGCGUGCUGUCUCCGUAAUGAAGUUCAAAAUUUGUCUCUACCUUCUUGGCCUGGAGAUGACUAUCACACCAGAAUUAUAAAACCAUCUGCUAUGUGGUUUGAAUCCUCAGGAAAGGAUGGAAAGCCACUUUCUGUGACAUCAAGGGGUGGUUACCAUUGCCAAGUAGCUCACUCAUCUCACGCAUCAUUCAAAGAGCUUGCUGAUUUUAUAUAUACACUGAAGCCCAACCAUAUAGUCCCAACUGCUGUACCUUCUUGGAAGUCCAUACGUGAGGUACAGAAGAUACUGAAAGAACUGCUUUCAAACCCUGUGACCUUAGAGAACUUUCAGGAAGAUUCAUAUAGUGCAAUUGAUUCUGAUAUUUGCAGUAAUGAACAUUUUUAGCUGAAGACUGAAAGUGUAGUGGAACUCCUAGCUAUGAUGGACUGUUAAAUGUUUAGAGCAUUUUCUGACAUUUGUGAUAGUAUUUUUGCAAUUUUAUUUGAAAAUUAAAAGUGUAAACAAUCUAA
Messenger RNA from Schistocerca piceifrons (Central American locust), 1688 nucleotides. RefSeq names its product protein artemis-like. The transcript is spliced from 8 exons. NCBI's taxonomy places the organism in Eukaryota, Metazoa, Arthropoda, Insecta, Orthoptera, Acrididae. Gene Ontology annotation, molecular function: damaged DNA binding; 5'-3' DNA exonuclease activity. Gene Ontology annotation, biological process: double-strand break repair via nonhomologous end joining; protection from non-homologous end joining at telomere; interstrand cross-link repair. Bases 367 to 1563 code for a protein of 398 amino acids. The record is from RefSeq and is a predicted model, not a curated record.